GCGGGAAAAUGCGCUGCCGGGGGCGGUUUCGGUUUUCGGCGCGCGCGUCCGCGGAGGCCCGGCCUGUGAGGGCUUCGGAUCCCGCUGUAAGAUGAGCCCGGGGCCAUGACAGGUGAAAUGGUGAUGAGUUACCUGAGAUGCUAAUUAAGUAACAGAGGAGAUUAGAACUCAGGUUUCCUGCCUCCCAAGAUUGUUAAAAAUGAGUCUGCGGAAGCAAACCCCUAGUGACUUCUUAAAGCAGAUCAUCGGGCGCCCAGUUGUGGUGAAAUUAAACUCUGGCGUGGAUUACCGAGGGGUCCUGGCCUGCCUGGAUGGCUACAUGAAUAUAGCAUUGGAACAGACAGAGGAGUAUGUAAACGGACAGCUGAAGAAUAAGUAUGGAGACGCGUUCAUCCGCGGAAACAAUGUGCUGUACAUAAGUACACAGAAGAGGCGGAUGUGAAGACGCCAGGAGAGAGGCACUGCUCUUCAGCGAUGGAUAUAUGAUCACUCUUAUGAUCUUGGUGGCCUGUUUUUGUGGUGGCUGGGGGGGGGUUUGUUUUCUUUUGUUUUUUUAAUUGACAUCAGAAUAAGAUAGAGGUAUUACAUUACAGACUGAAUCUUAAGCUUUUCACAUUUGUUUCAUUGUUUAUUAUUUCUGCCUGUACAGAUGCUAAUUAAAACAGUUUGUUUCUCGAGGAUUGUUUUA
Molecule: messenger RNA, 688 nt
Organism: Rattus rattus (black rat)
Lineage: Eukaryota; Metazoa; Chordata; Mammalia; Rodentia; Muridae
Gene: Lsm6
Product: LSM6 homolog, U6 small nuclear RNA and mRNA degradation associated
Exons: 5
Coding region: 200-442 (80 amino acids)
Biological process (GO): mRNA splicing, via spliceosome; maturation of SSU-rRNA
Cellular component (GO): U6 snRNP; nucleolus; P-body
Molecular function (GO): RNA binding
Source: RefSeq, a predicted model, not a curated record